Ostrinia nubilalis (European corn borer) is the source of this 1190-nucleotide messenger RNA. RefSeq names its product larval cuticle protein LCP-30-like (gene CPR41). The record is from RefSeq and is a predicted model, not a curated record. Gene Ontology annotation, cellular component: chitin-based extracellular matrix. The transcript is spliced from 5 exons. The coding region runs from base 79 to 1014 and encodes 311 amino acids. Lineage: Eukaryota; Metazoa; Arthropoda; Insecta; Lepidoptera; Crambidae. Gene Ontology annotation, molecular function: structural constituent of chitin-based larval cuticle.
AUUAGUGAAAAACAGUAUAUAAGGCAAUAUAACGUUAAAAAAAGAACACUCUGUUAGCCUUACUUGACAGACACAGAAAUGCGGAGCCUUCUGGUACUUUGUGUCACAGUGUCAGCCGUGUUGGCGGCUGAUUCACCGUUCAAGCCUUUCCAGUUUGGCUCCAACAAAUUCGCGAGCAACGCUGGUCGUUACAAUGUAGCCAGCGCUUCAGCGACCGCGUCCUCUUCCGCGGGCCGAUACAACCCCGCCGCCUACGACCCAAGCCGCUACAACCCCGGACGCUACGUCGACAACUCCGGACGCUACGACCCCAGCAAAGACAACUCCGGACGUUACGUCCCGGACGGCUCUGGCGCUUACAACGGUGACCGUGGUGACCGCGGUGCUGCUGGUGGCUUCUACACCGGCUCCUCCGACAAGGGAGGUCCCGGAGGCUUCUACUCCGGUUCUUCAGACAAGGGAGGACCCGGCGGCCCUGGUGGAGCCUACAAGCCUGAACCCAACGACGGUGGCAAAUACAAGGGCGACAAGAGCGGAGGCGCUUACUCUGGUGGAGCAAGCAGCGGUUCUGGUGCUGGUGGCUUCGGCAGCGGCUCGGGAGCUGGUGCUUUCGGCAGCGGCGCUGGUGCUAGUGCCUUCGGCGGCGCGUCCGCUGGCGCCUCUGCCAGCUCUGGCUUCGGCAAGGGCUCUGGAUCUGGAGCCAGCAAGCCCGUGCAAUACAGCGGCAGUGCCGGAAGCGGCGCCGCCUCUGGUGCUGGCCACUACGACUACAAGUUCGGUAUCAUCCGUUUCGAAAACGACGUCGAACCUGAGGGAUACCACUACCUCUACGAAACCGAGAACAAGAUUCUCGCUGAGGAAGCCGGCAAAGUUGAAAAGAUUGACAACGAAAACGAAGGCAUCAGAGUCAAGGGAUUCUACGAGUUCGUCGCGCCUGACGGCAUCACCUACAGGGUAGACUACAUCGCCGAUGAGAACGGCUUCCAGCCCAGCGGCGCUCACUUGCCCAAGUAAUCCAGAACUAGUCCUAUUUGAUUUAAGUCUUGCCCAGUGACCUUAUUAGUUAUGUAAAUAGUUGGUUGUACCUUGUUCUCAAAACUAAACUAUGUUAAGUUGAACACGAUCAUCUUAGUAGUUAACCUGACCUGUGCAAUAAUCGUAGUUGUAAAUAAAUACCUAGUAAAAAUAAA